This is a messenger RNA of Parnassius mnemosyne (clouded apollo), 846 nucleotides long. Lineage: Eukaryota; Metazoa; Arthropoda; Insecta; Lepidoptera; Papilionidae. The record is from the annotation of a GenBank genome assembly.
AUGACUGCCAAUAAAAAAUACAAAUGUGUUAAUUGUGGAGAACCAUGUUCUGCAUUGUACAGAACUUACGGACCAUCGGUUUUAAAACUUACAAAAUGUGUUGGCUGCAAGGGCAUAGUAGACAAAUAUAUAGAAUAUGAUCCUGUCAUAGUAAUGAUUGAUCUUGUCCUUAUGUCCAAAGAAGCUCAGAGGCAUAUCUUAUACAACACUGAUUUUAAGGCAUUCUGGAAAUUGUUCAUAAUACUUGUGAUGCUGGAGACAUACGCUGUGUGGCGCAGUGACAGUUUAUUUUCGAUAGCCGUCAACACAAUCUGUGAUAUUAAAAGUAACUACACAAUCAAUUCAACUAAUAUAAACCUUCCAAUAAAUUUGUCAGUCCCAGAGUCAUGGCGGAACAAUUGUGGAGGUUGGGUUCAAGAUGACAGAGGCGAUGACAGUGAUUUAUUCAUUUGGGAAAAAGAUUUUUAUGUUCAAUUUAUAUCGACGUUUUCCGGUAUCGUGAUAUUCAUCACCACGGUCCAUGUCCUCAUGAAAGUGCUGCAGUCGCUUGCAACUCAUAAUAGAGUGUCGUCGAAGCGGCUGCUACAAGCGUUCUCGUUGGCAAACAUGAGUACGUUGUUCGCUUUACCCAUGCUGGUGUGGGGCAACGCGGACACUCCGCGUGAAACGAGGCUUGUUCACUACUUAUUGGUGUUUGUGUACAGCUUCAUCGUCUUCUGUAAUGUUUUCACUGUACUGUAUGAGAGUCCAAUGUUGAUAACAAUACUGGUGCUCAUAGCUAGCUACAGCGUGAAGCAUUACACAACGUUCCACAUGACGCCGUUUUUAAGGGGAUUUGUGACAUAA